UUCAAAACAGUCAUUGGUUUGGCCAUAGGCCAAUUCCCCGAUUCGCUAAUGAGUGGAGCCCAACCCGCUCUGAAUGCAAGCAGCGACGGUAUAAUGUUUAUGUUUAUGCUCAAGCCGUACUUUGAGAUGGUUGCCCAGAUUACCAUACGCUACAUGAUGCCGGCCGCACUCCUGACGGUGGCUGUCCUGACACUGUUUGGGUACACGCACUGGCCCAGAUGGUUUGUCGUCUGCAAUCCAGGGAUCAUUCAAGGUGCUAUGUAUGUGGCUGGGUUAUAUACGGGACCUGAGUAUGUCGCGGUUCGCGUGUACCUGAUUGUGGUGGCGUAUAAUCUGAGCAUGGCGCUGUUCUACGGCUUAUCCGCGGCUGUGGUGAUAUGUGGGUUCGACACACUCUCAGUCACACAGGGAGUCAAACCUGUUGUCCGUUCCCAAAAGAAAGUAUCGUAGCCUAGUGGACUGUGUGUCGAGGCCCGUACUUAGUAUCGUGCAAAUACAUCACGUGAACUUGUGUCGGCUGUGACCGGCAUUCGUGUCAAGCUGGACCUUCGAGUGGUGAAGAAUCUCAUUGAUGAGUGUUGCCUAUAGUCGAUGGGGCAUUCGGGCGUACUUGCCAUACGGUUGUCGUACACUUAGCUGGUUUUAAUUGUUGACCGAACGAUGCAGAUAACUGAUUGUAGGUUCAGAUACACAUCGCCACCUAUAUAACUAUGAAGUAGGAACAAGGGACAGUGUAAUGCACUUGCCAUGAAUAUCAUUGCGGAAAUAUUGCAUAGUAUCACCAUAUUCCCCAUCUUGAGCACUCAGGGGUUGUACAUUGUAUGAUGGACCGCUCUAUUCAAUCAAGAGGCUAGAGGAUAAACACAUCGCUUCUUUGUUUCCGUAUUGUUGAGACAAGGUUGUAUUUUUCCAUCUUUUUUUUUCACUUCCGUAUAACCAUCCAGUCCCCGCCAUCGCACACUACCAAUCCUGGGUUGAUUCUGUGCUGAAAAAACACCCCCUCUCAGCCUAACUUCUACUCACUGUGGC
This is a messenger RNA of Sphaeroforma arctica JP610, 1029 nucleotides long. RefSeq lists its product as hypothetical. The transcript has a single exon. NCBI's taxonomy places the organism in Eukaryota, Ichthyosporea, Ichthyophonida. The record is from RefSeq and is a predicted model, not a curated record. The annotation marks the transcript as partial.